UUCACGUCAUUUCUCUAUAACUACACAAACCAUAAAAUUUCCGUCUUCUAUUGUCAAACAAAAACAGAGAAAAUGAAAACAAAGCAAAUCAAAAUGAUGUUCUUCUUAUUAAUUGUAGUUUCAGCUUUGACUUUCCGACCAUCCGAAGCACAACUAAAAACGAGCGUAUGUACAAGUGAACAAACAGCGCCGAUAGUAAAAGUGGAUGGAUGUUUCGAUGCGUUGAGAUUAGCGGCAGAUCUAGAUUUCAGAUGGCUAUCAAGAGACUGUUGCAAAGCAGUGAAAACACUCGAUGACUGCCUUUUGGUUGUAUAUCCCCACAGAGCUUACAAUACUUAUAUCUUCAAAAACUUUUGUAUUCUUAAGUUCAAUGAAACAAAAAUCAUGUAACCAAGGGGAUUAUUAUUUGUACUAUAAUUUCUAUGUGUUUUUGAUGAUAAAAUAAAAAUAAAUCAGAUUUACUUUUUAAUUCUGGCACGAAAAUCUUAACAGAAUUCACAAAUUGCAAACAAUCAUAUAUGUCUCUGACUCUGUCUCUCUAAUUAUUUUGUUGUUCUUAAAUCACCAAAAACAAAAAUGCUGUUGUUACUGCUUAAUCACCAAUAAAAUAAUUUGAAGUUGAUGAAGAAUAAUUUUUCCUUUGGGCUUAUAAAUCUAUUAACCAAGGCAUUUUCAAGGGCUUUCCCAAAUCUCCUCAAGAGUGAGUACACACAUAUACACACUACAUUUAAGAAUUUGCAUAACUCUAAAAUUUGAAUGUCGAGGAGAGAAGAAAAUUGUACAGUAAAAAAAGCUAACAUAUUAUUUCUUUGAUAGAAUCGCAUUA
This is a messenger RNA of Arabidopsis lyrata subsp. lyrata, 826 nucleotides long. RefSeq lists its product as uncharacterized. The transcript has a single exon. The coding region runs from base 73 to 390 and encodes 105 amino acids. Lineage: Eukaryota; Viridiplantae; Streptophyta; Magnoliopsida; Brassicales; Brassicaceae. The record is from RefSeq and is a predicted model, not a curated record.